GUCACUUUCCUUAACGAGAAACUGAGGUCGUGAUAUGACUAAACGAUGGACGUACUUUAAUUUUUCAAGUAGUAUGACUUAAGGGUUGGCCAGACGUACUAUUCAUUAUAAUAAAAAAUAUAGGCGAAAUACAAGCUAUAACUUUCGUAAAAAUGACGUUAUGGAGAUCGUUUAAGAAGCACUUUAAAGCUUGAAGUCUUUAAUUUUUAACCACUAUAAUUUAUAAUCUUAAUUUUUCAGUCCUAAUUGUAUUAAAGUGCGUGUAACUAAUAUAUUGCUCUAUCAGUUACGCCUACACCUUGUACAUAUAAUCUGACAGCUGUCAGAUUAGCUACUGCGCAUGAUCGUUAAUUCAUAGGUUCGCUUCGUUCGCGUGUUCCGAAAUAUGAGAAACCGUUCUGUGAGCGAGUGCACCUGGAGAAGAGCUGAUAUGUAGAGGAGAACAGCGAGUGAAUUAAUCGAAGCCGAUGUAACUGACCUCCUCGUCUUCACGCACGGAUCUCUUUGUAGAACAAUAACCCACCCACUCGUAGAGCGAGCGCUUCAGAUCGCUCUCAACCUCCGCGGUCGUCGAGGGAACCGACGAACAAAGGCCCGUCUAAAUAUUCAUCCGAGAUCAAGCAUGCAGCGAGGCACAUCGUGCGACACUUGAAAGUCGUCUGAGAGAGAUCAUCCGCCGUGCGUUGUUUCGCCAUUGGUCGGCAUGCUUUGACGAACGAGGUUGAGAACAUUAAUCUUUUCCAUGUACUCGAAUGCACUGAAAAGUGCACGAUGAGAGGAAACGCACCGGGCCCGGGCGUCUCGUAUCAUAUGGCCGCUGGGAAAUCCGAUCCUACUUUUGUUUACGUUGCGUGGGAUCGCCGGCUUUCUUACAUCGUCUCUGCGCUUUAACAUAACUCGCAGUAAAUGAGUGUUGUUCCUUGGAGGUGGAACAAUGACUUCGAGUUACUUCGCUUUGCCGCUCAACAUGGACAGAGUGUGCAGAAUUUGCCUAAUCGAGAGCACCAAUCUGUCGGCGAUCUUCUCCAGUGAUCAAGAGGCGAAUGAUUUCCCAGGACUCUCGCAGAAGAUACAAAUCUGUGGUUCCAUUGAGAUACACGAACAGGAUGGACUGCCUUCGCUGAUAUGCGAUGUUUGUGCGUACAAGGCUAGAGUGGCACACGAGUUCAGACAGCAGUGUCAGCAUUCGGACGCAAGGUUGCGCAUGUACUACAACAAGCCUGCCAAGUGUCAUAUUACGGAUUCUUGUACACAGACAGAUUUCCAAGCAAGGUUUAUACUGGCGACCAAACCGAAUCAUCUUCAAGAUGAGUAUUUUGUUAAAGAGGACAUGCAAGUGGUGGCGCAGGAAUAUGCGCAGCCUGCUGAGUCAUUCGUCAGAGAUGAGAGCAGUCUGAGCACGAAUCAGAUUCAUAUUCAAGACGACAAGCUGUUCAUAUGUUCCAUCGGGUUCGAAGGUAGCAAAGAAGAAGAGGAGGAGGAGGAGGAAGAGGAGGAGGAGGAGGUGGUGACGACGAAGGACUCCUGCAUAACGGAAAACGUGGUUCACGAGAUGUCGAUAGCGGAGACAUCCGAUAUGCCGAGCAAAAACGACGAGAAGGAAGCCGAGCGGUACGUCGAGAAAAGCGGCGAAACUUUCGGAAAUUUGGAGGAAGAGGAGGAGGAAGCCGAGGAGAACUUCCCGCAGAAACGUACGUCCACGAGGAAAGCUAAGGCGAAGGCGUACAGCGACGACGAGGCCGGGCAAAAUUAUUACGAGCCGAGCAGCGACAGUCAGGAUUCGGUGGAGUCCAAGUUCAAGUGCAACGUCUGCUCGAAGCAGUACGCUACGCAGAAGGGCCUGAAGAAGCACUCGCUCGUCCACGAGAAGAAAUACAAGUGCAACGUCUGCCUGAAGAUGUUUUACAAGCAGGAGAACAUGGAGAACCACCAGAAGAUACACGCGUCGAAGCCGCACGCGUGCCAGCUGUGCCACGCGUGCUUCUCCAAGCCGCAGAGUCUCGUGAAGCACCUCAAGUCCCACACGGAGAAGGUGAACGACAUGAUCAAACAGAUCAGCACGGACGAGCGCAAGGAGCCGAAGAAAGAGCUGAAGAGCGAGGACGACACGGAGGACGACGAGACGGCGGCGGCGAACGACGAGUUCGAGAACGCGCCCGAGCUGUACAAAUGCGAGAUCUGCAGCCAGUACUGCUCGUCCUUGAAGAACUUGAGGAGGCACGCUCUCGUACACGGCGACAAGAAGUAUUCGUGCACCGUCUGCAAGAAGUGGUUCUUCAGGCCGGACACCCUGAAGAAGCACGCGGAGAAGCACGGGCACGGGCUGCUGGACAACCUCGCGGACGACAACAAGCUGUACGACUCGGAUGCGAGCAGCAACGCUGCGAGCAACAACGCCGCGAGCAACGCCAGCGUGAAGAAGGAGGACAGCGACGAGGACGGGGGGGAGUACAAGUGCCAGCACUGCGACAAGGUAAUGGCGACGAAGAAGGGCCUGAGGCGGCACGUGUCGAUGCACAAGCCGAAGGCCGAGCCGGUGACCUGCGAGAUCUGCAAGAAAGUGUGCGCGAGCCAAGCGCGGCUGGUCCUCCACCAGCGCACGCACAAGCCGAAGGAGAAGGUGCCGCGCGAAUACCUCUGCCACAUCUGCAGCAAGGUCUACCCCAGCAACUCCUCCCUCACCUACCACAUGCGCACCCACACCGGCGUGAAGCCGCACGUCUGCAAGACCUGCAACAGCGGCUUCACCACCACCACCAGCCUGGCGAAUCACAUACGCAUCCACACGGGCGACAAGCCGUUCGUCUGUCACGUAUGCAGCGCCGCGUUCGCCGUCAGCUCGGCCUUCCGUCGUCACCUGACCCGGCACACAGGCGAGGCGAAUUACCUCUGCAAGACCUGUGGCAAGGCGUUCAAGCGGCUGAGCACCCUCAAGGAGCACACGUACACGCACUCCGGCGAGAAGCCGUACGUCUGUAAGACGUGCGGCGCCGCUUACAGUCACAGCGGCAGCCUCUUCGCCCACCAAAAGCGCUGCCGCGCUCAAUACGGCGAUAUCAUCGUCGAGGAUCAUCAUCAUCACCACAUGCCGGUCACGCAUAUCCAUGUCAAUAUGAACAACGUGAACAACGGCCCGCGGCCGGUUGCUGUGAUAGGUCAGAUAUAUUGAGUCCGCGCCGAUUUUCCUUCGCUCGCGAUUCAUCCGUUCAUUAUCGAAAUUAAUCGUCAUAUUUUACACUCGCUUCUAAUUCAACUUUCGUCAUAUUGUUGUUUUAGAAAACUUGCCAGUGAUAAGACAAGGAAUCGAUUGAUAUGAUAUCAUUGUGGGAGGCCGAACUCUGUGUAAAGAAAAAUCACUUACUUCUCUCUCCUGUAGAAACGAUGAUGAGCGUAGAUGUUGCUUUCUGCGAGAUAUCAGUUUGAUUAACACGCUGAUCGGUUGCGCAAAACGACGAUUCCCGUGUACAAGAUUAUCGCGCAUCUGUAAAUAUAUAUCAGCAGUUCUUAUUCAUAAUAAAACGAAGCAUUUUCUGGAUACGUUCCUGUCGAAGGAGUAGCGCUUUGCUUUUCGCGAGGACACGUAGAGCAGUUGCUCCUUGAUUAUGUCGCACGUAUAAUUAUCGGAGACGUGAAAAUCAAGUUUUCCAAACGAAAUUUUUACGGAUUAUCGUAACAAUUUCCAGAUAUUUUUUUAUUAUUUCAUGUUAUAGGUGUGGAUAUUAUAUAUAUAUAUAUAUGCAUGUAUGUAUAUAUGUGUAUAUAUAUAUACAUGCGUAGCGUACAGGGUGCAGCAUUAACUCUGUCCUCUUCAAGUGUCUCUGAACUGACUGAUUAUUGAGAAAAUGACGCAAACAAAAGUUCGUUUGUCGUGAGUUCAAUAUUCGUACAGUCGGCAGAUUAAAAGUUGCAACAGUUUUUGCGUAUGUGUGCGUGCAUAAUCACAUUUAGAACAAAGAUUUGCAUAAUAUGUCACUACUGUCUACACCAAACUUCUAAUCUCGACAAUCUCAAAUCUUUAAAAUAUUUAAAAUAGAUGGAAUUAUUGCUCUAUCCUGCAUUGAUAUAAACGUGUGUGUAUACACAUUCACAUACAUAUAUAUUUUUAUAUGUAUAAUCCAGAUCUUGUUGUACCAUAUAUUGCAUGAUAAUUUUGUAUUGCUACAUUAUUUUACAGUUUUUGCUAGAUUUCGAAAUUAGAGAAACACUCAUUUCUCUUCUUUUCUUUAGGAAUUCAUACAGAAAUCUCCAAAGGCGCGACAUAGUUGCCGAAUAAUUGGUUUCUACGGUACUGUCCUUUUUAAUCAAAUCGAUAUGCGGAUCUAAAGUAACACUCGAAAUGUAAUAUCAGGUAUACAAGUUCUGGGCUGUGAUUAUCGUAUAAAUUAUAACUAGCCGAAGAGAAAAUAUCAGUAAGUUUUAUCCCCCAUUUAGCGAAGUUGAUCAGCAUAAAUAUAUAAAUAUUUCAUCGCCAAAGUACAUCAUUAUUAAACGAGGAACAAUCAUAUUCGCACUAUGUACAUUUUGCAUAAUAACUUACUUAGAUCAUACGAAAUGAUUAUAAUUAUCAUCAUAUAAUGCGUGUAGCUCAUGAUAGGAUAUCGAUAGGAUGAAAACUUUUGCAGUCACAUUUUUUAUCUAUGCUAAUAAAAAAGAUGUUAAUAUGUUGUAUAACGGAUGCAAUGUGUCCAGUAAUAUUGUGCCACGAAGAGAGCGUAUUCUUUUAAAAGAAAGUAUUCUGACAUUUAUUAGAAUAUGAUUUUAACUUAAUAUUCUUAUUGAGAAGAGACACAUUAUCGUUUUUAUAAUAUAUAAAUAUUUAACAAUAGUAAUUUUAUAUUAGCAUUUUAUAUAUUAACGAGAUGACAUCGUAUAUACAUUGUUCUGUUUUAACAUGC
Molecule: messenger RNA, 4895 nt
Organism: Dinoponera quadriceps
Lineage: Eukaryota; Metazoa; Arthropoda; Insecta; Hymenoptera; Formicidae
Product: zinc finger protein 345-like
Exons: 3
Coding region: 935-3169 (744 amino acids)
Biological process (GO): regulation of transcription by RNA polymerase II
Cellular component (GO): nucleus
Molecular function (GO): DNA-binding transcription activator activity, RNA polymerase II-specific; RNA polymerase II cis-regulatory region sequence-specific DNA binding; zinc ion binding
Source: RefSeq, a predicted model, not a curated record